Messenger RNA from Argiope bruennichi, 7470 nucleotides. RefSeq names its product serine/threonine-protein kinase MRCK alpha-like. Bases 763 to 6180 code for a protein of 1805 amino acids. Gene Ontology annotation, biological process: peptidyl-threonine phosphorylation; actomyosin structure organization. The transcript is spliced from 44 exons. Gene Ontology annotation, molecular function: ATP binding; protein binding; protein serine/threonine kinase activity. The record is from RefSeq and is a predicted model, not a curated record. NCBI's taxonomy places the organism in Eukaryota, Metazoa, Arthropoda, Arachnida, Araneae, Araneidae. Gene Ontology annotation, cellular component: cytoplasm; cytoskeleton.
AGUGUGUGUGGGUAACAAUUUUCCCUCCCGCUCUCGAGAAUCCAAAAAUAACCACAAAAACCGGAUAGCUUUUCACAACAAUCUUCCAUGUCGAGCACCACAAACGAAUGGAAUAAUCGACAUCGUUCGAAUUAAGACCAUGCCGUAUUCGCUUUUGCACGAAGCAGGCUUUUGUAUUCGCUGCGCCUUGACAAGCAGAAUUAGCCGCCUGCGGGCAACCUUUCACGGCGACAAUCCGCGCUAGAGCUCCGGUAUGGUUUGACUCAGCCUGCGGUGUGUGUCAUCGGAUCAAUUAGACCACUAAUCGAACAGUGUUUCCUCUGAAAACUAGUCACUUGUUCAACUGUUUUUCCAUUCUGCGGUGAUAUACCAUAAAAAAUUUCUCGGAAUAAUCGACUGAAGUUCCAUGCGGCGAUUCGAACACUGCUGUUACCGAUUUCUAAGCCUAAAAACGACCGAACGCAGUUGAUCGUCCUUUGUUUAUUGUUGACAUCUGUGUUAGUAAUCGUCUGCUAAUUACGCUUGAGCUGAGUUGAAACGUAACACUUCUGUUCGUCUCGGAAGAAUUUUUGUUUGUUAUUUGAUGGCGUAGACUUUCGCCGAAGUGUUUUUUAUUUGUUAAUUUAUUUGACAGUGGAAAUGAAAAGAUUUGUUUUUAUAUGAUGGGAAUAAUUACCAAGCACGACUUUUAUAGUUUCGGUGUCGGACUGCGACACCCUACCUGUUAUUAGUGGGGCUUGUUAUUACAAAUAUUUCGUCAACAUGAGUGGAUAUUCACCGGAGGAAAGGAUUAGAGAACUUGAGCAGAUGUUCCUGGGAGGUCCGAUAAUAGCCAAUGGAAAAAGUUUCAGUAUUGAAACCCUAUUGGACAUUCUGUUGGUGUUAUUUGAUGAAUGCUGUAAUUCUACAUUACGGCGAGAAAAAACAGUGUCUACUUUUAUAGAGAAUGUAUCGCCUGUUGCCCAGAAAGUUAAAAGCUUACGCUUAACGAAAGAGGAUUUCGAAAUUUUAAAAGUUAUCGGCCGAGGAGCAUUCGGUGAAGUUGCUGUUGUUAAACAAAGAAAUACAGAAAAAGUAUAUGCCAUGAAAAUUCUAAACAAAUGGGAAAUGUUAAAAAGAGCUGAGACGGCCUGUUUUCAAGAAGAAAGGGAAGUGCUAGUCUACGGUGAUAAAAGGUGGAUCACGAAUCUCCACUACUCUUUUCAAGAUGAUGUAAAUUUGUAUUUAGUUAUGGACUAUUACUGUGGUGGCGAUCUUUUAACAUUGUUAAGCAAGUUUGAAGACAGGCUUCCAGAAGAUAUGGCUAGAUUUUAUAUUUGUGAAAUGGUGCUCGCUAUAGACUCUAUUCAUAAGUUACAUUAUGUGCAUCGGGACAUCAAACCUGAUAAUGUAUUAUUAGAUGCCAACGGCCACAUAAAAUUAGCUGAUUUCGGUUCCUGUUUAAGAUUAUUAGAAGAUGGGAUGGUCCAAUCUAACGUUGCUGUUGGAACACCAGAUUAUAUAUCACCUGAAAUUUUACGAGCUCAUCAAUACUCCCUGCAGGCAAUGGAAGACGGUAAAGGAAGGUACGGAGCCGAAUGUGAUUGGUGGUCUUUAGGUGUGUGUAUGUAUGAAAUGCUGUAUGGAGAAACGCCUUUUUACGCUGAAUCUUUGGUCGAGACGUAUGGAAAAAUCAUGAAUCAUAAGAAUUGCUUCGACUUUCCUGAUGAUCCAAGUUUCCAAGUCUCCGAAGAAGCGAAGGAUUUGAUGCGGAGGCUCAUCUGCAGCCCUGAAGUGCGCUUAGGUCAGAAUGGUUUGGAAGACUUCAAGAACCAUCCUUGGUUUAUGGGAGUUAAUUGGGCCACAAUCCGUGAAACGGAAGCACCGUACAUUCCCGAAGUUAGCAGCCCCAGUGAUACGUCUAAUUUUGAUGUUGACGAGCCAGAUUUGAAAGGAUCGGAUUCUGUGCCACCGAGUUCAAAUUCUGUUUUCUCUGGCCUUCAUCUCCCUUUUGUUGGCUUUACUUUCUCUGCUAAAAGUCGAUUAUCGGGAUUUGGCAUGCAAAAUGGAAUCGAUUAUCACGGAGACGAAAACCAUUUUGUUUAUGAACAGCGGAUACAGAAACUCGAACACGAUAAGAUGGAACUACAGAGGCGACUCAGGGAAAUGUCGAAAUUUUUUAAACAACAAGGCUUGAUUAUGGACGGAGAAGAUUUCGGCAAAAACAGGAAUUCGGAAGCAGAAAGUCGUAAAUUGCAAGAUGAGAUAAACAGCCUUAGGAAAAGAAAAUCAGAAUUAGAAGUUGAAACAAGCAAACUUCGGAAGGAGCAUCGAGAUAUGAUGUGCGGAAAGCAAGAACUAGAUUCUUUGCAAGAUGAAAAGAUUCUACGAAUCCGAGAGUUGGAAAAAGCUCUUAGAUUUGCAAAAGCUGAAAAUGAUGAUCUUCAUAGGGAUCUUAUGGACUGUCACGAGAAGCUGAAACUCCAGGCCAAAGAUUUGAAAGAUGCCUUAGGCCAGCGGAAGCUUGCCAUGACUGAGUAUGCUGAAGUUAGUGAUAAGUUAUCAGAACUAAGGGCCCAAAAGCAGAAAUUGUCCAGACAAGUGAGAGACAAAGAAGAGGAAUUAGAAACAGCUAUGCAGAAAAUUGAUAUAUUGCGCCAAGACCUGAGGAAAGCUGAAAAGUUCCGUAGGGAGACCAAAAUAUUCUUGCAGUUUGAGGCCCGCAUUGAAGAAGCCCAAUCUGAAGCAACUAAAGAACGCAGGCUUCGAGAACGAACAGAAGAAUAUGCUCACCAUCUGGAAGAUGAGAUGGAAGCAAUGAAACAAAGGCAUAUUGGCAGAGCGCCAAGUCCUGUUCAUCUGGAAGCACUGCAGGAAGUUAACAGAUUAAAAAUGGAAUUGGAGAGAAUGGAUUUACAUAAGAAUGAAGCUCUUACAGAACAGCAAGCUAGACAUCACAUAGAUAUAGCAGCUCUCCAUGAACAACUCAGAGAAGCUGAUAUAACUAUUGAAGCAAUGGAAAGAGAGAUUAUGUCACUAAAAGAAAAAAUCGAAGUAGCUCGCUCUGAGAGCUCUGCAGAGAACAAAGAGAUGAUGAGCGAAUUGAAGAAAGUUCAUGAAAGAGAGAAAAACAUCUUACAGGAAGAAACUAGAAAGCUUGAACAGGAAGUUGAUAGGUUAACCCAGGUUGUAAACAGACAACAAGAAGAUCGCCAUAAAAAUGAUGACGACAUCAACCACCUUAAAGAUAAAAAAGAUUCCAUCGCCAAAUGGGAGUCUCAAGUGUCUGAAAUCAUUCAAUGGGUGAGUGAAGAGAAGGAUGCCCGAAGCUAUUUACAAGCUUUAGCUAUCAAGAUGACGGAAGAGUUAGAAAACAUCAAAAGUAGCGGCCUCACUCCAUCCACUGCUGAGAAGAACUGGCGGAAUAGACGCUCACAGAAACUUGAAAAGAUGGAAUUACUCAAUCUUCAAUCUAGUCUAAACAGUGAGAUACAAGCGAAACAGUCAAUUGCGGAUGAAUUGAGUAAAGUCAGGGCGGAACUAGUUUUAGUACAAAAAGAACUGAAAGAAACAAAACAGAAAGUAGAGAACUUGAAGAAUGAUUCUUCGAAGAAAGAUCAUAUUAUUCGAGAUUUGCAGCAAAAAUUAGAUUCUGCAGGAGACAACUAUCAAUUUUUGAAAAAUACUCGCCUUGCUCGUAGUGAAAGUGGUGAUUCAGCUGGUGCUGGUGAUGAAGCCGAUGUUGAGGAUAACCAGCCACCAUCUGUUGCCAGCAGUAAAUCCAAUGCAUCGGACAACAGUGGGGAAAUGUUGUCAGCUCCUGUAUCACCAAUUAUAGAAACCAGAACUUCUAGUUUACCACCAAAACCCAAAGCCCAUCAAUUUUUGGUACGAACAUUUGUAGCACCGUUAAAAUGCAAUCAUUGUACUUCACUCAUGGUUGGUCUAAUUAGACAAGGUGCAGUCUGUGAAGUGUGUGGUUUUGCCUGUCAUGUUGUUUGCCAAGAAAAAGUACCUGCCAUGUGCCCAGUGCCUCCUGAUCAAACUAAAAGGCCUGUCGGUAUUGAUCCAACUCGUGGUAUCGGUACAGCAUAUGAAGGAUAUGUAAAAGUUCCAAAACCAGGUGGUGUGAAAAAAGGCUGGAUGCGCCAAUUUGUCGUUGUCUGUGAUUUUAAACUUUUUCUAUAUGACUUAGCCCAGGACAAAAGUGCCCAACCUUACGUAUGCGUUUCACAAGUAUUAGACAUGAGGGAUGAAGAUUUCUCUGUCAAUUCAGUACUAGAAUCUGAUGUCAUUCAUGCUAACAGGAAGGAUAUUCCUUGUAUAUUUAGGAUAACUACAUCUAUGAUGGAUCCACCUGGUCUGAAGAAUCAGACUCUUAUGCUAGUUGAUCGAGAGAGCGAAAAGAACAAAUGGGUGGAUGCACUCACUGAGCUUCAUCGUAUCCUCCGUAGAAACAAAUUGCCAUCUCGAACUGUUUUCCAAGCCAAAGAAAUUUUAGAUAACACUAUUUCAAUUGUUAAAAAUGCCUUAUCUGCUGCCAUUAUUGAUCGUGAGAGAAUUGUUUUAGGCACCGAGGAAGGACUUUAUUGUGUUGAUUUAGACCGAGAAGGUAUUCAAAAAAUAGCUCGAAUAGGAGAUGGUAAGAAAAUAUCUCAAAUUGAAUAUGUACCUGAGGAGCAACUUCUAAUAGCAGUGUCUGGUAAGCAAAGACAUAUCCGACUGAUCCCAGUCGGAGCUUUGGACGGGCACGACGUAGACUGGAUAAAAGUAGUCGAUACCAAGGGUUGCCUUACUUUUGACACUGCCUGCUACUCUCAAGGGUGCUCUUCCAACUACGUUUUUUGUAUAGCUCUUAAGAGACAGGUGGUGCUGUAUGAUAUAAACCGAACAAAAAGUCGCCACCAAAAACGCCGUGAAAUUUGUUUACCAACUUCUGCUCAGUGCCUCAACGUGAUGGGGGAUAGGCUAUGUGUGGGCUUUCCUUCGUCAUUUUACAUAUACUCCUUGUGGGAAGAAACACCACCAUUUUGUUUGGUAAAUACUGAAACUGCAGCUCUGUCCUAUCUUUGCCAUAAUCCUAUGGAUGCUUUAAUUGCUGUCAAUCUUCCAAACAACGAAUUUCUUCUAGUAUUUAGUUAUUUAGGAAUUUUUGUCGAUGGACAGGGGAGAAAAACUAGAGAAAAAGAACUUAUGUUCCCUGCCUUACCUACAGGAAUUAGUCAAAGAGAUGAAUAUUUAUGUGUAUAUAGCGAUUCUCAUAUAGACAUCUUUGAAGUUAGUACAGGAGACUGGGUCCAAACAGUGAAUUUAAAAAAGACCAAACCACUUUCCACAAACGGAAUGUUGUGCCUGACGUUGGCAACGGAGCUUCCCCAUAUUGUUUACUUACACAACGUCCAGCACCGGGAAAACCAGAUUCGGGUGCCUGAAGUCACGAUCCACCAUGUGAAGGAGAGGUCUGGGAAAACAGUGCUAUCUCGGACCAGACGAAGGUUCUCCGUAAGAGAACCCGAGAAAGUAAAAGUUGGGAAAGGUUUAUUGAGAUCAUUGAUGUCUAAUGACAGCAAUACAGCAGAACGAAGGUCUCGAAUGAUUUCUGCCCCUACCAAUUUUAACCACGUCUCACAUAUGGGCCCCGGUGAAGGUAUUCAACUCCAGAAACUUAUGGAUCUCCCUGCUGUAAAACCCGCCACUCAACAACAGUGCCAAACACCUAUCCAAACUCCUACCUCUGUCUCCACUCCUGUAUCUUCAGAUGAGAGAUCCCAAAGAGCUCGAAGUGUGCCACAGCCCAAACCUCUUCCAAGAGCACUCCAGGAUAGUGGAAGCAGAAGAAACGUUCACAAUGGAUCAGCAUCAAACAAACACCCCUCAUUCAUGAAUCCAUGGAAUCAAAGACCACCUGGAAACACAGGCUCUCCUGAUGGGUCUGGAUCAGUAUCUUCACAAGAGCAUUCAACCCCUAGUGUGCAUACAGCAGGUUCAGCACAAGCACAUUCUUCAGGCCACGAAGAAGCACACGAGCAGUCAAGUCCCCGCCAUUCUAUAGCAUCAAACACAAGUUCUAAUGUGAGCUAUCCUCCAAGCCCCAGGGAGAGGCGAACGACUGCCCCCAAUGCUGCAACAGUUCCCCUUCUUCCUCUACAUCCACCUACAGAUGACCAUGGAGGAUCUUCUAGCUAUGAAUCUCAAAGCUAGUACUUUUCAGUGAUCAUUGCUACUGGUCUGGUAAAAUAAGAGCAGGUCAUGAGAGAACAGUUAUUUUCAAUUCAACACAUGCAUUUAUUUAUUUGCAAAUAUUUUCAUGUUAUACUGUUUAAAGAAUUUCUGAGAGUAUUAUUUUUUAUUCAGGUAUAUUUUUCGGUGUUUAUUUAUUUAUAUGCAGUUUAUUUCAACCCCUUUUGUUUGAAAUAAUCAUGGUUCACUAUUAUGAUUAUUUACUUUCUAGUCUUCUAUUACAAAUUACCUCAUUUUCCUUUUUUUUUUUAAUAGUCUUCUUGGCUCUUUUUAUUUGUAAAACUUCACUUCUUUCUAACUUGUUAUUAAGUGAUUGGAAAUAUUAUUAUUAUUAUUUUUUUCUUAAAUGCAACAGCUUGUUUAUGCAAGGAAAAGGAGCAAAUAGUAUUCAAUAUUCAAAAACAGUUUAAUAUUAUUCUAUCAUUCGCAUAACUGGUAAAGGUCAUAAAUUUUUACUUAAUAUAUUUCAUCAGAAAAUAUCUCUCCUGCAUAUUUAGUUGAUUAUUUUCAUUCCCUAAGAUAAAACCCAGCUUGCUAUUUAGCAGAAAUAUUUUCUAAUAAAAUACUGUCCCUUUUCUUUUUUUUUUUUUUUUUUAUCAUGCAUUUCAACACAAGGGGUUAAAUCUGAACUUCGUUCUUUUUUUUUUUUUUUAUGCUUGCAAAAUGCCUAUUUUUAUUUUUUUUUUAAAUGCAGUGCAUCAUUCAGUGUUAUUCAACAUAUAUACAUAUAAGAACAGUUGAUUUAAAUCUUUUAAAAUGUAGUUCUAAAAAUUCUCAGUGUUUGAUAACAACUCAGAAAUCAGUGUUCAAGUUUAAACAAUAGAAUAUUUGUCAGUUUCAAUAUAACUCACAUUGUUACCAACUUACAGUCAUUAUCUUAACAAAAAAUAAAUAAAUAAAAAAAAGAAGCAUUAGAUUUGGAGUGUAUUUAACUCAUUCAAGCCAAGUCUGGGCUUCCUUUAAACUAUGCAGAAUGAUACAUUUUAAAUGUCAAAAUGUUAGAUCUAGGGACAGUGAGAAAAACUUAUGUAAUUGCCUGAAAGAUUUGAUAUCAACUUGAAUGGCAUCCUUUAAUGUGAUGGUUUCCCAUUUGUGUACUUAAUAAAUACUGCAUGCAAGGCUAGAGCUUUUUGAAGAAUAUGGUUGAUAUUUGACACAGGAUUCUUAAAUUAAAUGCAACUCCAGGUGUACCAAUACCUGUCUGCAUUUGUAAAUAUGUAUUAUUUUUUAAUCAUACUGUAGACUUGAAAA